Molecule: messenger RNA, 843 nt
Organism: Rhinichthys klamathensis goyatoka
Lineage: Eukaryota; Metazoa; Chordata; Actinopteri; Cypriniformes; Leuciscidae
Product: dual specificity protein phosphatase 12-like
Biological process (GO): protein dephosphorylation
Cellular component (GO): nucleus
Molecular function (GO): protein tyrosine/serine/threonine phosphatase activity
Source: RefSeq, a predicted model, not a curated record
UGUUGUGUUUACCCAGUAAACCAUGAUAGGAGUGGAGGCUGGACUCUACAUCGGAUCUGUGUCCGAUGUGAAGGAUCCUCAGAGCCUGACAGACGCCGGUGUAACACACAUACUCAGCGUUGACUCAGAGGAACCUGCUGUGUCUGGAUUCGACACGAAAUUUGUCCGAGCUCUGGAUGAUGCGUCCACAGAUCUCCUGAGCAGACUGGAUGACUGUGUCAGCUUUAUACGUGACGCUCUCAGCACACAAGAUGAGUCCAAAUCACCAGCAGUUCUUGUGCAUUGCCAUGUUGGGCAAAGUAGAAGUGCGGCAGUGGUGACUGCUUACCUGAUGAAAACACAACACCUGAAUCUUCAUGAUGCAUAUUCUAAACUCCAAAACUUAAAACCAGAUGUUAAGCUCCAAAAUGUGCCAAAAGAAGUCUUCGCUGUUGACCCUGCACAAACCCAGAAUGCAGAAGCUGUAUACAGAUGUAGAAAGUGCAGACGCACACUUUUCCGUCACUCCAGCAUUCUCAGUCACUGUGUGGGAGAAGGAGCCUCUUCAUUCUCUCAUAAGAAGACGAGGAUAGUGAGCCUUACAGCUGAAGAUCAGAGACAGUGCACAUCCUUCUUCAUAGAGCCGGUGCAAUGGAUGGAGCAGGCCUUACUAGGUGUUAUGGAUGGACAGCUAUUGUGUCCCAAGUGCAGCUCAAAGCUGGGCUCGUUUAACUGGUACGGUGAACAGUGUUCGUGUGGGCGCUGGGUGACACCGGCCUUCCAGAUGCACAAGAACCGAGUGGAUGAAAUCAAACACAUCAGUAUAUCUGCACUCAAAUGACCAACAAAUAAAGAUCUGUAUUG